AUGGCUGCUGAGACAAAAGAUCACUGGUCUUCGGAGGCAUACCAAAACUCUGCCUCAUUUGUGCCAAAGCUGGCAACGAGGGUGAUGCAAUGGCUUGAUCCUCAGCCGGACGACCACAUUCUCGACAUUGGCUGUGGCGACGGAAUCCUGGAUGUCGAGAUCGGAAAAACCCUGGCUAAAGGCCAAGGCAAAUUGCACGGCAUCGACAACUCCAAAGCCAUGAUCGAUGCUGCUACCAAGAAGCUUCAGGAAGCUGGGGUUGGCAACUUCACGCUAGAAGUCUGCGACGCCCUCGAUGUCCUUAAUCACCCUACAAUACCCAAGCAACAGUUCACCAAGGUGUUCUCCAACGCCGCCAUGCACUGGAUCCUGAAGCCGCACGACCGCCACGAGGCCUUCUUCCAAGGGGUGCGGGAGUCACUCCAACCAGGCGGAAAAUUUGUGUUUGAGAUGGGAGGGCUAGGCAAUGUCUGCGAGAUGGUAACCGCAUUACUUAUAACUGUAGGCAGGAGGAUCGGCCACGAGAACGCCGUUGCCAUCAACCCCUGGUUUUUUGGGGAUGAAGAAUGGGCUAGGAAUGUAUUGGAGGACAAAGUAGGUGGCUGGAAGGUCGAGAAGGUUGAGAGGGAGUGGAGACCUACAACUGCAGACAAAGGCGGUGUGGAAAGUUGGGUGCGCUUGAUGGGUGCGAAGUGGCUUGAAGCGAUCGAAGAUAAAGCGGAGAGGGAAGACGCUGUUCAAGAGGCAGUGAAGGCGCUGAAGGUUGUGUGUAGGAAGCCAGAUGAUGAAUACAUGAUCAGUUAUGUCCGGCUGAGGGUUUUGGCACGGAAGAUAUAG
This is a messenger RNA of Diaporthe amygdali, 837 nucleotides long. RefSeq lists its product as uncharacterized. The record is from RefSeq and is a predicted model, not a curated record. The coding region runs from base 1 to 837 and encodes 278 amino acids. The transcript has 4 exons. Lineage: Eukaryota; Fungi; Ascomycota; Sordariomycetes; Diaporthales; Diaporthaceae.